AUGUUCGGAUUCAAAAGUUCAAGUAAGAGCAAACGGAAAUCAAAUAAAAGUCCUACAACACCAAUAAAUACGUCGAAUGAAACAAAACAUUUUCAUUAUGUACCAAGUGUUUCACAAAUUGCUCCUCUUCCACAAAAUAAAUCUCAUGGCAUAUUACCAGUUUUAAGUCUUGAUGGACGUGAUGCACCUAGUUCAAUGCCAUCAGAAGCAUCAGAAAAUGAUUUACCAUCAAAUGCAGCAACUUCAAAUAGUGCAAGUGGUCGACAACCGGUGGGUGUAUACAUUAAGAUUAGUUAA
Messenger RNA from Rotaria sp. Silwood2, 297 nucleotides. NCBI's taxonomy places the organism in Eukaryota, Metazoa, Rotifera, Eurotatoria, Philodinida, Philodinidae. The record is from the annotation of a GenBank genome assembly.